This is a messenger RNA of Drosophila innubila, 490 nucleotides long. RefSeq lists its product as uncharacterized. The coding region runs from base 18 to 404 and encodes 128 amino acids. NCBI's taxonomy places the organism in Eukaryota, Metazoa, Arthropoda, Insecta, Diptera, Drosophilidae. The record is from RefSeq and is a predicted model, not a curated record. The transcript has 2 exons.
UCUCAAGAGUUGAUAUCAUGGCACAGUACAGCAGACAGAUUCAAGUGGUCGCAAUUAUUUUAUUGUUGGCUAUGCAACAUUGUUGGGCCAUGCCUUAUGUCCAGAAUGGCAACGACAUUGACGUUGAUGGGAACUAUCAGGGAGCAGGGGGAAAUGGAGGCAAUGGUCGACCUGUGGAUUAUCACACAGUUGUGGGUCACUUUAAAGACUUCUUCAUGUAUCUGCCUGUCAUGAUGACGACAUUAAAGGAAACCAUGUCUGGUUUUCCGAAAUUUGCCGAAGGUGUUCGCAUCUUAACCUCUGGUAAAGGACGUGUCGAUGGCGAGGAUUGCAAGUGCAGUCAGAAUACUCUGCCAACUGGCGCUAGCAGUGAAAUCUUGGACAACAACAGUCGCUUUGGUUAACAAUAAUCGAAGAUAAAUACUGUAAAUAUUUAUUGUAUAUACUCUAAGUUAAUAGUGCUAAAUAAAUUAUAAAACAUUUGAAAAUA